AUCCAGUCACUUAGUCAGUAUCUAUGACUUCAAGAACGUGUACGUGAUACUCAAUUCCUUUCACUUUUCAAGUGCAAGUUCUUUGUAUACGGCAUAAUAUUUAACUAUAAUUUUUUAUUCAUUAUCAUUUUACCUGUGCAUAUUUUGAAAACUUUUUUUUGAUUUAUAACUAUUACAUUUUUAAUAAUUUUGCUAUUUAAUAAUUUAUAAAAAAAAUUAUAAUAAUUUUAUAUAAUUUUACAAUUAAUACAAUUAUAAUAAUUUUAUUUCAAAAUUUGAUUUAAAAAAUUAUUAAAAUUUAUAAAUAAUAAUAUAAAUUUAUAUUACAUUUAUAAAUUUUUGUUUAAAUUGUUAAUUUUAAUAUUUUAUUAUAACAUUCAUUAUGAAUAGAAUAAUUGUAUUACUACUUGGAAUUCUAAUUGUCGAAUCUGUCACUGAGACUGAGAAGAAAAAAACUGCAAAUGUCAACUUGAUACCUCAUAAUGCCCAAAUAAGAAAUGUAACGGGUAAACUAACUAUUGUUCAAAAUGAUGAUAAUUCUGUUCAUAUUACUGGAAAAAUAAGUGGACUUACAGAAGGGUUACAUGGUUUCCAUGUACAUGAAAAAGGAGAUUUACGAAAUGGUUGCACAUCUACUGGCCCACAUUUUAAUCCUGAGAAUGUUACCCAUGGUGGACAAGAUAGUCCAAUAAGACAUGUUGGCGAUUUAGGUAAUAUUCGAGCAAACGCUAAAGGUGAAGCAGAUGUACACAUCAAAGAUUUCAUUAUUUCUUUGACUGGAAAGAAUAAUAUUCUUGGACGUGCAAUAGUUGUUCAUUCUGAUGAAGAUGAUUUAGGAAAAGGGAACAGUAGUCUUUCUACAACCACUGGAAACUCGGGAGAUCGUUGGGCUUGUGGUAUUAUCGAAGCUAACUAGAUUUCACUGAAUUUGAUUCUUCAUUUGAUUUUAUAUUUAAAAUUUAGAAUUUAGGUUAAAGAUUCUCAAAUAUCUUAUAGUUUUUCAUAAAUAAAAUGAAAUAUAAAAUUUAAAAUAAAAAUAAUAAACUUCUAUAUUUGUUA
Messenger RNA from Apis mellifera (honey bee), 1059 nucleotides. RefSeq names its product superoxide dismutase [Cu-Zn], chloroplastic-like. The record is from RefSeq and is a predicted model, not a curated record. Gene Ontology annotation, molecular function: copper ion binding; superoxide dismutase activity. Bases 383 to 916 code for a protein of 177 amino acids. Lineage: Eukaryota; Metazoa; Arthropoda; Insecta; Hymenoptera; Apidae. The transcript is spliced from 4 exons. Gene Ontology annotation, biological process: removal of superoxide radicals.